Seriola dumerili (greater amberjack) is the source of this 1606-nucleotide messenger RNA. RefSeq names its product glycerol-3-phosphate dehydrogenase 1 (gene gpd1b). The record is from RefSeq and is a predicted model, not a curated record. The transcript is spliced from 8 exons. Bases 30 to 1088 code for a protein of 352 amino acids. Lineage: Eukaryota; Metazoa; Chordata; Actinopteri; Carangiformes; Carangidae. Gene Ontology annotation, molecular function: glycerol-3-phosphate dehydrogenase [NAD(P)+] activity; protein homodimerization activity; NAD binding. Gene Ontology annotation, biological process: carbohydrate metabolic process; glycerol-3-phosphate catabolic process. Gene Ontology annotation, cellular component: cytosol; glycerol-3-phosphate dehydrogenase (FAD) complex.
GCAGCAGCUCCGUCUGGAAGGUCAAACACAUGAUGGCAGCGCCGAAGAAAGUCUGUGUGAUUGGCUCUGGUAACUGGGGCUCUGCCAUUGCCAAGAUUGUGGGCGCCAACGCAGCCAAGUAUGACAGGUUUGACACCACAGUGAACAUGUGGGUGUUCGAGGAGACAGUGAACGGCCGUAAACUCACAGAAAUCAUUAACACAGACCAUGAAAAUGUGAAAUAUCUGCCUGGUCACAAGCUGCCCCCCAAUGUGUUGGCUGUUCCAGACUUGGCUGAGUCUGUGAAAGGAGCCGACAUCCUGAUCUUUGUGGUCCCUCACCAGUUCAUUGUGAGAGUGUGUGACACCAUCAAAGACCACAUCAAGAAGGACGCCGUAGGAAUGUCUCUCAUCAAGGGUGUCGAUGCAGGCCCAGAGGGUCUGAAGCUGAUCUCAGAGGUCAUCCGAGCGAAGCUGGGCAUCAACAUGACGGUCCUCAUGGGAGCAAACAUCGCCAGCGAGGUCGCUGAUGAGAAGUUCUGUGAAACAACCAUUGGGUGCAAAGAUAAAACAUGUGGGCCCAUUUUGAAGGAACUGAUGCAGACCACUAACUUCCGUGUGACUGUGGUGGAAGAGUCUGAUGUAGUGGAGAUUUGUGGUGCUCUCAAGAACAUUGUAGCAGUGGGAGCAGGUUUCUGUGAUGGCCUGGGGUUCGGCGACAACACCAAGGCAGCGGUGAUUCGUCUCGGCUUGAUGGAGAUGAUUGCCUUUGCCAAGGUCUUCUGCACAAACUGCCCCGUCUCCCCCGCCACCUUUCUGGAGAGCUGCGGCAUCGCUGACCUCAUCACGACCUGCUACGGUGGACGCAACCGCAAGAUUGGAGAGGCUUUCGCCAAAACAGGCAAAACCAUUGAGCAGUUAGAGAACGAGCUGCUGAACGGUCAGAAGCUUCAAGGUCCAGCUACUGCCACUGAGGUCCACCAAGUUUUGAAACAGAAAAAAAUGGUGGAAAAGUUUCCUCUUUUCACUGCUGUUUACCAGAUCUGCUUCAACAGCCACCCGGUCACAGAGUUCAUCAAGUGUUUGCAAAACCACCCAGAGCACAUGUAAAGGACUGACGAGAGGGCGGAUGAAUGGAUGGAAGUUGGAAAAGGACUUUUACACUAGAGCUACCGUAUAACCAGGGAGUUUAUAGGGCGGGCAGGUUAGGUGAAGAUUGAGCCUCAUCCUGACUCCUCUCUUGUUUGAGUCUUGCCCUCCAUCUACCUGAGGUGCUGUGUUGACCUGCUGUUAUGACAUUACUGACAGAAGCAUAACUUCUGUCACCACCUCUGUCCUUAUGUUCUGAUUCUACACAUACAUGUCACAAAUUGCUGCAAAAAUCGACCAAGUCUUAAAAGUUUGAAGAAUUUGAGUUACUCUGCCUUACACAAUAUACACACCCUGACCUGAAUGUUUCGAAUGGUUACAAUAUUUCUUGGGUAAAAGUGCCUUGACUUGCCUUUUCACUGACAUGUAUGUUAAACAAAGCACUGAACACACAACAGUCACCACUCACCACCCAUGUGUUGCUUCUUAAUAUGUAACCGAUUACUUACCUAAGAUUUAUUUUGGAAUAAAUUAUUGAA